AUGUUUUUCAAGAAUUGGCUGGUCAUUGCGCUCUCUGGUUUGGUGGCGGCCGAAGAUUGUGUUAAUGCACCAGAUAGCCGAAACUGUUGGCGAGAUGGUUUUGACAUCAAUACGGAUUAUACCGAUCCGGCGAAUGUGCCAUCUGGAAAACUUGUUGAGUACGACCUCACUGUGGCACAGCAGAUCAUCACACCCGACGGGUACGAGAGACUCGGGACAGUUUUUAAUGGUCAAUACCCUGGUCCGACAAUUGAAGCAGAUUGGGGAGACACGCUUCGAAUCACCGUCAGGAAUAAUUUGACCAAUAAUGACAAUGGAACUGCUGUGCAUUGGCAUGGUAUACGUCUAUUUGAGACGAAUUGGCUCGAUGGUGUGCCUGGUGUCACGCAAUGCCCGAUUUCGAGGCCUAUUCAUAUCCAUGGUCCGACCAGUGCUAAUUGGGACAUCGACUUGGGUCCAUGGACCAUCACAGAUUGGUAUCACGACGAUGCCUUCACUUUGAAUUGGAUAUCUCUGGCUGGUCAAUUGGCUCCUUUCCCCAAGUCGUCGCUGCUCAAUGGCAAAGGUGUAUACGAGUGCGACCCCGAAAGCGACAGUCGCUGCACAGGAAAACAAGACUACUUCGAGCAGAUCCUCCAGAGCGGCACACGAUACAAGGUUGGGCUGAUCAAUACCGCCACGCUAUUGACCUACUCGUUCUGGAUCGACGGACACAACUUUACAGUCAUAGCUUCAGACUUUGUUCCGAUUGAACCAUACAAAACCAGCAAAUUGAAUAUAGGCAUGGGACAACGAUAUGACAUAAUCAUAGAAGCGAAUGCCGACUUUGUCAACGGCUCCAACUUCUGGAUUCACGCCGAAUAUUGCGCCGAAGCUGGAGUUAUCGACAACACCAAAGUCGGCAUCAUCCGCUACAAUGCGAACAAUACUGCAGAGCCUUAUACUCCAGCACCUACCGACGACUACAAGUGCGCCGAUAUCCUUCCCAGUAACCUUGUCCCAGUCGUAUCCAAGAGUGUCGGUCCUAAGGCAAAUGACUUGGAUAUCAAAGACUAUCUCACUGUCGGAGAAGUUAACAAGCUCCCUUCCCCCUGGAUUCUCGACCCCCGUGUGCAUCUCUGGACAAUCAAAACAACCCCACUCUAUAUCGACUGGGAAGUGCCCAGCAUUGUAAAAUUAACUGCGGGCGACGACAGUACGAUCAAUACCCUAUUUCCAGCGCAGACCGUUCCCAUCGAACUCGAAUUUGAAACCGGUGAAUGGGUCUAUUUUGUCAUAACGGCCAACUACUCCGUCGAAGAUGUCGUCACACCACGCAAUCUGACACCCUCGGUACACCCGAUUCACUUACAUGGGCAUGACUUUGCUAUCCUGGCACAAGGACACGGGGAAUUCACAGAUGACGUGGAGCCGAAUUUGGUCAAUCCACCGCGUCGGGAUGUUAUUAAUGUCGAUAUUAAUGGAUGGGCGUGGAUUGCAUUCCAGAUUGAUAACCCUGGAGCCUGGUUGAUGCACUGCCAUUUACAAUUCCAUUCAUCAGAGGGUAUGGGUUUGCAAUUUAUUGAACAACGGUCGAAGAUUAGGGGGCUGGCGGAGAGAGCGGAUGUUUUGGGAGAACUCUCGGAUCGAUGCGAAUCGUGGUCUGACUGGUAUCAGUCGAAGAACAUUCCUGAUAAUUCGAUUCAGGAGGACUCGGGGAUCUAG
Penicillium odoratum is the source of this 1704-nucleotide messenger RNA. RefSeq names its product oxidoreductase tpcJ (gene tpcJ). The record is from RefSeq and is a predicted model, not a curated record. The transcript is spliced from 5 exons. Gene Ontology annotation, molecular function: oxidoreductase activity; copper ion binding. Lineage: Eukaryota; Fungi; Ascomycota; Eurotiomycetes; Eurotiales; Aspergillaceae. The coding region runs from base 1 to 1704 and encodes 567 amino acids.